ACGUAAGAGGUUCAUCUUCACCCAGUCGUCCUAAAGGCAGACCGCCACUGUCAACAUCACAAAGACUGUCCUUAGAUCUUGAGUCCCAGGAGCUAUUUGAUGCAAGACAAAUACAUCGGAAAGAGGGGAGGCCAGAGAUGCACUCUGUGAAGAGACAUCAUCAUGAGUGGCCUCAAGAAAAAAGUGAUAUAGAUCAUUCUAACUUCCAUCCUCAAGAGAGGCCUGCAGAGAUGUCAGACUGGUAUGUGGGUUCCUUUUCCCGAGUGGAGGCUGAACAUGCUCUUCAUCUGGUCAACAGGGAGGGAGCCUUCUUGGUUCGAGACUGCUCUAAGAGCACUCCCCAGGAGCCCCUGGUGCUGGCAGUGUUUUAUAAGCACCGAGUGUACAACAUCCAGAUCCGCUACAGUGAAGGCACCAGCAAGUUCACUCUGGGCACAGGACUGAGGACCAACGACGCUUUCGAUAAUGUAGCUGACAUCAUCAAAUUCCAUUCUAUUUUUCCAAUCGCUCUGAUUGAUGGAAGAAACCCGCAUGAAGACGAGAAAAGAACAUGUGUUCUUCUGUACUCCGUCACCAGAAAAGACAUACUUCAGCUGCUGGGAAUGGACACAUAGAGACUCAGCAAGGCAGCUUCAAAUGAACACUUAACAACUGAAAAACAUGAUCAGUAAUUAAUGAUCAAAGAUACAGUAUAUUGGCAAAUACACUGUGAGAUUGUAAAAUCCCUUUGUCAUGAACUUGUUUGCUCAUUUUUUAGUGGAAAAUGUCUUCAAUUCCUCAUUACUAAUUGUUCUCUGCCUUGGUUAUGCAAGGAAAUGAGGCUGAAUGUCCACUCUCUGUUGUAAAUGAAGGGAAAUUUGUAUAAUAAAUAGGCAUAAUAAAAAGUUGGGGGAUUUACAUAUUCUUAUACCAGUGCUUUUCAGUGUAGUUAUGGCUUGUAGUUGUUGCCUUUGCGAGUUAUAGUUCGUCAGGUGUAAGGGCAAGGUAAGGUUGGCAAAGAUUAUGUUUUAUGUUAUAUGGAUCAAUGAUUGCCUCAUAAUCACUGCUUUUCACAUGCAAUUAUUCAAUUAUACACUGUAACAAAUACAAAAGAACCAGUUUUAUUUACAUUGUAAUAAAGUACAUACUGACACGGA
Messenger RNA from Sardina pilchardus (European sardine), 1136 nucleotides. Its product is annotated as cytokine-dependent hematopoietic cell linker. The record is from RefSeq and is a predicted model, not a curated record. Gene Ontology annotation, biological process: intracellular signal transduction; cell surface receptor protein tyrosine kinase signaling pathway. Lineage: Eukaryota; Metazoa; Chordata; Actinopteri; Clupeiformes; Clupeidae. The transcript has 7 exons. Bases 138 to 614 code for a protein of 158 amino acids.